UCUUUCUCUUUCAAUCAAAACACUUCAUAGACAGCCCUUACAUAUAAUCACACCAUAGAUAUCGCUGUCUUUAAUUUACUUAUAUAAGAAGAUUUACUGUGUUUAAUCUAAAUAGUAGCUAGGGAUAUAUUUAAAUAUAUUUUGGUACAAGUUUGAAAUAAAUUUAUACUUGUCUCCACUCAAACUAUUAGUUUGUUUCUUUCAAAUCUGACAUAUAGAUGUUCAAAUUAACCAAAACAAGUUGGUGAAAAGUAAUUGUACGUAACCGUCCUCAAGUUCUGAAAAAUCAAGAUAUUACGUACACUUAUUGGUUCAGUCAGAUGUUCGUUCAUGUUUGCAAAAUCAUGUCAUGUUGAAUUUAUCAUUAAAACUAAUUUUAGAGUUGAGUAUAAUCCACUUACAAACUAAAUUGAUUCUAUAUAACAGCUAGAUAAUAACUUUUAAUGGGGGAUGUAUAUUUUUCUCACUUCCCUUUAAAAUGUUUAACGCAGUGUCUUUUUAGCUUAUAUAUUUAAUUUAUUAUUUUCAAAGAGCUUGUACAAUUACUUCUAAAUUUUAACCUAAUUUCAAGACUUAUUUAUGAAUUAUUUUUAUAUGUGUAUAUAUAUUCAUAAAUACUAAGUUAACUAAAUAUCAAUAAGUUGAGAUUUUAAAAUUGUAUAGCAAAUUUCUAAUUUUUUUUUGAUGAUCGAGUAUGUUUGCAUUAACUUAUUAAGUACAUACGUACCAAUACAAUGUAAACUCUCUUAUGUUUUCCUAAUGAAUCGUUACUUUUCAUAAUAUUUUUAAUAUCAAUUCACGUGUACACCCGUAUGAUUCCUCUUGCCAACCCGACAGCUCCAUUGAAGAACACAAAUAUAACUAAUUUAUUUAUUAAAAAACUUGUUGACCAAAAGAAGUUGUAUUAAAAAUUUACACUAAAAUCAUUUUCCUGGCUAAAUUCUUAGUGGAAUCUACCGACUUUCUCGGACACCAAACGCUCGGAAAUUUCCAUAUGACACACCACACGAUCUCUCCAACGAUUAAAAUAAAAAGGAGAAUAUAAUUAUUUACCUAUAAAUAACCCCAUUAGCAUAAUCAUCUCCAAGUAAACCAAGGAAGAAAACAAAAGCAGAUAUACUAAUCAACCAAAACCUAAAAUGGCUACAAAACUUAUAGUCCUAUGCUGCUUUCUAACGUACGCAUUGGCUAUGGCCGCAGCAUUAUCGGAAGGUGAUUCCCCGGUAGCAAGGAAGUUCGGUGGAGAAGACGGGCCAAGAGAGGAGGCAGAAGCACCUGAGAUUUUAAAUUCAGAAGAGACUGUACGGCGAGGCCACCACCAUUCUACAGUGGACAGAUCGGUGGCCGGCGGUGGGGUUAUUCUUGGCGGUUUAGCAACUACGUUUCUCGUGGUGGUGUUUUGUUAUCUAAGGGCCACCAGGAAACACAAACCCAAUUUUGCUGACGAGACAGGGACUCCUAAGGUUUUAGUUUGAUUUUUUGUGUCAGUAGUGUUUCUAUUGUAAAUGUUUAAUGUUCGUUAAUUUCAUUUAUAAAACUUUGUGAUAUAAAGUUUAUUUCGA
Messenger RNA from Brassica napus (rape), 1562 nucleotides. RefSeq lists its product as uncharacterized. The record is from RefSeq and is a predicted model, not a curated record. Lineage: Eukaryota; Viridiplantae; Streptophyta; Magnoliopsida; Brassicales; Brassicaceae. The transcript has a single exon. The coding region runs from base 1140 to 1475 and encodes 111 amino acids.